UAUGUCACAGUGCUGUUGGCUCUCAUAAGAGAGGACAAGGGAGAAAAACCAGCAGUGUCUCUCCUGCCGAGGUUCCCAGAUGUGUUUGUAGGAGAUGACAUCACUCUGAUCUGUAAACGAGGGGGUGGAACGAUAAAAUGGUUCAUUAAUGGAAAGCUACAAUCAGAUCAGGAUUCUCCAAUGCUUCUUACAGCAGUGACAUCUAAAGACAACGGGGAGUACGUAUGUGAGCGGGGCGGAUUGAAGAGUGACCCGUACACACUCACUGUCGAAGAGCUGGAGCCUCACGCUCAGCUCUCUCCAUCUAUAGGUGGCGCUGUGAUGACCAAAGGUGAUGGAAGAAACCUGGUGCUGCAGGUAGACAAUGAUCCGAAUGGCUGGAAGUGUUUUGUGUUGCGGGGAGAGAGCAUGUUCACACUAGGAACCUCUGCUGAUAAGAUGAAGAACAGGGCUGUUAUAAUUGCAGAAUUGAACGAAGCAAAAAGAGCCACUUUCUGGUGCAAGAACGGUACACAACGAAGCAAUGCAGUGACGCUGAAAAUGACAGAGCUCAAGGUGAUGUUGGACCCUCCAGCCGUUCCUGCACUGCUGGGGGAGAGUGUGGCUCUCAGGUGUGCGGUCUGGGGUGGGAAAGCGGACAGAGCUGUAUUCUAUAAGGAUAAUAAGCAUAUCGCAACCACAACAGAAGACACAUACAUCAUCACCAACGCCACACAAGAUCAUACCGGACAGUACAGCUGUCACGCCACCUACAGGUACAGCCACAUCAGUGCAGAAGCUGUCCAGCAGGAAGGAGAUUCUGAUGCGCAGGAGUUAAAAGUUAUAGGUGGGCCUCCUGCUCCUACAGUGGAUUCAACGUCUCCUAAGAGUCUCGAGUGUUUCUGCAGAGACUGUCCUUCUUCCUGCACGUCCUACUGCUGGUAUCAAACAUUUCUUAAUGACUCAUUUGCACGCCAAAGACUACCUGAAAAUACACAGAUUAUUACCGUGGAGGAAGGAGGACUGUUCAGCUGCCGGAUGGAGUGUGGGAAAGGUUUCUCCCGAUUUAGCAACAUUUACAGCUACAAAGUUUAUGUCACAGUGCUGUUGGCUCUCAUAAGAGAGGACAAGGGAGAAAAACCAGCAGUGUCUCUCCUGCCGAGGUUCCCAGAUGUGUUUGUUGGAGAUGACAUCACUCUGAUCUGUAAACGAGGGGGUGGAACGAUAAAAUGGUUCAUUAAUGGAAAGCUACAAUCAGAUCAGAAUUCUUCAAUGCUUCUUACAGCAGUGACAUCUAAAGACAACGGGGAGUACGUAUGUGAGCGGGGCGGAUUGAAGAGUGACCCGUACACACUCACUGUCGAAGAGCUGGAGCCUCACGCUCAGCUCUCUCCAUCUAUAGGUGGCGCUGUGAUGACCAAAAGUGAUGGAAGAAACCUGGUGCUGCAGGUGGACGAUGAUCCGAAUGGCUGGAAGUGUUUUGUGUUGCGGGGAGAGAGCGGCUUCACACUAGGAACCUCUGCUGAUAAGAUGAAGAACAGGGCUGUUAUAAUUGCAGAAUUGAACGAAGCAAAAAGAGCCACUUUCUGGUGCAAGAACGGUGGACAACGAAGCAAUGCAGUGACGCUGAAAAUGACAGACCUCAAGGUGAUGUUGGACCCUCCAGCCGUUCCUGCACUGCUGGGGGAGAGUGUGGCUCUCAGGUGUGCAGUCUGGGGUGGGAAAGCGGACAGAGCUGUAUUCUAUAAGGAUAAUAAGCAAAUCGCAACCACAACAGAAGACACAUACAUCAUCACCAACGCCACACAAGAUCAUACCGGACAGUACAGCUGUCACGCCACCUACAGGUACAGCCACAUCAGUGCAGAAGCUGUCCAGCAGGAAGGAGAUUCUGAUGCGCAGGAGUUAAAAGUUAUAGGUGGGCCUCCUGCUCCUACAGUGGAUUCAACGUCUCCUAAGAGUCUGGAGUGUUUCUGCAGAGACUGUCCUUCUUCCUGCACGUCCUACUGCUGGUAUCAAACAUUUCUUAAUGACUCAUUUGCACGCCAAAGACUACCUGAAAAUACACAGAUUAUUACCGUGGAGGAAGGAGGACUGUUCAGCUGCCGGAUGGAGUGUGGGAAAGGAUUCUCCCGUUUCAGCAACAUUUACAGCUACAAAGCACAACCACUGUCAGAGUCUGUAAAUGUGAUGCCCAUCACGGUGGCUGUGGCUCUGGUGCUUCUCGUGGUGUUGAUCGUGGUGCCGAUCGUGGUGCUGAUCGCGCUGAAGUGCAGAAAACGUGGAGGAUUCAGUUUUCAGGCGACUGACAGGUGCACAGGUGGAGACUUUGAUCAAAUCCAGCUCAUCAGUUUACCACAUGCGUGUCGAGAGCAAGGACAAGGCUGA
Molecule: messenger RNA, 2367 nt
Organism: Rhinichthys klamathensis goyatoka
Lineage: Eukaryota; Metazoa; Chordata; Actinopteri; Cypriniformes; Leuciscidae
Product: obscurin-like
Exons: 11
Biological process (GO): cell surface receptor signaling pathway
Molecular function (GO): transmembrane signaling receptor activity
Source: RefSeq, a predicted model, not a curated record